AGUGACUUUGAGACAAUGGUUCCCACGGGAUUGUUAUUACUUCUGACUGCCUGCUGUGUGUCCGUGGCAUCCGCCGGAUUCGGCCUGGGCUUCGAUGGCGGUGGCCUUGGACUGGGAGGCGGUAGCGGUGGAUCUUCUGCCCAAGCAAGUCUGCCUGGAUUGAAUCUGGGUGGAGGAUACAAUGGUGAAAAUCCCAUUGGUCUUUCUGCCAGCGCAUCACAUACCGCUGGAUCUUCUGGAUCGAUUCUGCAUCAGGGUGCCAACGGUCUGCUGGGCGCUGCAGGAACUGGAGCCAACGUAGUCCACUCUGUGGGAUCAAUUGCAGCCUCUCACGGGGCUCAGGCCGCCAAGGGACUGCUGGGAGCGGUAGGAGCUGGAGCCGAUGCUGUUCACUCUGCAGGAUCAACUGCAGCCAAUCACGGAGCUCAGGCUGUAAACGGUCUUUUGGAAACAGCAGGAUCUGGAGUGGAUGCUGUGCACUCUGCAGGAUCCACCGCGGCUUCCAUUGGGGCUAAUCACGUCCACAAUGUCGCCUCUGGAAGUUCUGGUUCCGGCUCAGCUUCCCUGGGCACUGGGCAUUUGAGUGUCGGAGCCACAGGACAUUCAGACUCCGCUCCAUUGCCCUCCGGUCAUAUAAGUAUCGGAUCCUCUGGCAGCAGUGAAUCCUUGGGAGUUUCGGGUUCCAUGGACCUCCAUUCCAACUCCGGCUCAGCGACCAUUGGAGGUGCUAACGCAGUGCUAAAUGCAGUGGGAUCUGGAGCUUCAGGAUCAACAGUUGCCGCCCAUGGAGCUCAAGUUGUCAAUGGACUACUAGGAGUGGCAGCAACUGGAGCCAAUGUGGUACAUUCCGCAGGAUCAACAGCAGCAUCUCAUGGAGCUCAGGCCGUUAAUGAAGUUCUAGGAGUGGCAGCAACUGGAGCCAAUGUAGUCCACUCUGCAGGAUCAACAGCAGCAUCUCAUGGAGCUCAGGCAGUUAAUGAAGUUCUAGGAGUGGCAGCAACUGGAGCCAAUAUGGUGCACUCCGCAGGAUUAACUGCAGCAUCUCACGGAGCUCAGGCCGUCAAUGGAGUUCUAGAAGUGGCAGCAACUGGAGGCAAUGUGAUACAUUCCGCAGGAUCAACUGCAGCAUCUCAUGGAGCUCAGCCCGCUAAUGAAGUUCUGGGAGUGGUAGCGACUGGAGCCAAUGUAGUACAUUCCGCAGGAUCAACUGCAGCAUCUCACGGAGCUCAGGUCGUUAAUGGAGUUCUAGGAGUGGCAGCAACUGGUGCCAAUGUAGUCCACUCUGCAGGAUCGACUGCAGCAUCUCAUGGAGCUCAGGGUGCUGCCAUUUCCGCAUCAUCCCAAACAGCAUCGAACCCUGGAUCUCUUGGGAUUGGACAGUUGAAUAUUGGUUCUUUGGGUUCCUCUGGCUCUGGUUCCAAAGUAUCUUUCGGCUCAGCGUCCCUUGGUGUUGGCCAUCUGAACAUUGGAACUACUGGAGAAACUGAUUCCAGUUCAAUGGGGUCUUCAUCUGGACACUUGAGCAUCGGAUCAUCCGGAAUGACAGGAUCUAUUGGUUCUUGUGCAGGAUCUUCAAAGAUCAAUGCCGGACCUUUGAGUUUCGGGUCCUCUGGGAACACCGCCGCUAGUUCUUUGCACAGCGGUGUCGGAUCAAUUUCUCUUGGAUCUGAUGACCUGACAGUCGGAGCUAAUGGACACAAAUCCACCGCUGGGUCAGUUGGAUAUACUGGUGCCCACGAUGCUGCAUCUCUAGCCCAUAAAGUUGCCAGCGGACUGCUGGGACCUGCGGCGGGUUCGGGAAGCCUGUCGCUCGGAGGUAAUACUGCAUCCCUGGGAGCGAGUGGCACUCCAGAAAGCUAUUAUGGGGAAAGUGUCGGUCUCAAUGGAAACGGUCCUAGCCUCGGGGGAAAUCUAGGUGGAAAUUCUGGGAGUGCCGGUUUUGGCUUUGGCGGCGGUCACAUUGGUGGAUCCAUUAACCGAGGUGCUGGACUUUUCCUUGGCUAACUUAAGUUGUAUUUGCCCUUUAAUAUUUGAAAUAUUCCUUAGUAUUGUAAAAGUAACUUGGCAAUAUUUAGAAGAGAUCAUAACAGUCCAGAUAAGACAAAUAUAUGUAUUCAUUAACAUUAUCAUAUAAAAA
Drosophila subpulchrella is the source of this 2137-nucleotide messenger RNA. RefSeq lists its product as uncharacterized. NCBI's taxonomy places the organism in Eukaryota, Metazoa, Arthropoda, Insecta, Diptera, Drosophilidae. The coding region runs from base 16 to 2004 and encodes 662 amino acids. The record is from RefSeq and is a predicted model, not a curated record. The transcript has a single exon.